Molecule: messenger RNA, 1459 nt
Organism: Oppiella nova
Lineage: Eukaryota; Metazoa; Arthropoda; Arachnida; Sarcoptiformes; Oppiidae
Source: the annotation of a GenBank genome assembly
UGCGAAAAUGUCUACACUUUUAGAAAAGUUUCGUAUUUGCGAUACGAUCGACACGAAUAUUAAGUAUGAAAUCAAAUUAUUUCACGUUUUCAACGACUCUAACGACAAAAACAAUAUACUUUUUGUCACAAACAAUGACUCAGUCUAUGGUUUGGGCGCUAACUGUAAGGGGUGUCUGGGGUUGGGUCACGACAUUGAAGUGAAAACACCGCAAAUGAUACCCGAAUUGUGUGACCAAAGGAUCCGACAGUUUAUCAAUGGCUCGGACUUUGUGUUGGCUAUGAAUGAGGACAACCAUGUGUUCAGUUGGGGACACAAUCAUAGCGGACAGUGCGGCCGAAAAGUGACGCCAUUUCGCGUUGGACACACACUAGCGCUCACCACCGGUGGACAGGUGUACGGGUGGGGCAGUAAUAGCUCGGGACAGAUAGGGUGCGGGGAUAAUAAAAAUCACGAGUUGUCGACAGUAGGUUCGGGAGGUUUCGGAACAGUAUUUAAAGUAAAACAUAGAUUCGAUGAUCAGAUAUAUGCCGUCAAAAGAGUGCAAAUUAAAGAGUCUACUAAAGAAUACUUAGAAAAAGUUUAUAAAGAAGCGAAAAAGUUAAGUAAAUUGAGUCCAGAUUUUGUGGUCCAGUAUUACAACUCGUGGAACGAAAGCAAACACCUCUACAUUCAGAUGGAGUUCUGUUCACAGAAUUUAAGGAAUAUUCUUGAAGUGAAACCACAAGUAUUUGGCAGAGAAUUGGGAGAUGGCAUGGAUUGUGUCGAGUAUUUCAUUUCGUGUGAAAUAUUGCGACAAAUCUUAGAAAGUGUUCAGUAUUUGCAUGAAUUGAAUCCACAGAUCAUUCACAGAGACCUCAAACCAGAAAACAUAUUAAUCGCUNGUGAAAUAUUGCGACAAAUCUUAGAAAGUGUUCAGUAUUUGCAUGAAUUGAAUCCACAGAUCAUUCACAGAGACCUCAAACCAGAAAACAUAUUAAUCGCUGAGAAUGUAAGAAACGGUAGAUUUGUUAAGUUAUGUGACUUUGGUUUGGCUGUCGAGCACCGGACGCCAGCGGACAGACAUACGAAAAAUGUGGGAACUUUCAAAUAUAUGGCACCAGAAUUGUGUCAAGCUGAAUAUACAGUCAAAUCAGACAUUUUUAGUUUAGGAAUCAUUUCAAUGGAAUUGUUUGACAUAUCCUUAGAUGACACUGAACCAGUGAAACUCUCAGUGCAUGGUGUCGACCAUAAAUUCAAUGGACGAGUGAAUGGUUUUAACAGCGAUUUCGAAAAACUAGAGAAUCUCUUAACGCAAGAGAAAGCAAUGAUUGAGUCGUUGAGUGAAUAUCUGGUGUCCGAAGAGGUCCUCAAUUCUCGCAUAAGACGACUGACAGACAACUCGUUGAGUAUGAACUCAAUUGCACUGAAAGAGGACACUUUGUCCUUUGACACUUUGUUACAACGCCUUUCACGGCAA